AUGUCAGUAAAACCAGACAAACAUUUCCAGAUUAAUAUGGCCAUUAUUAACAUGAAUAUUUAUGAGUGUGAGUUUUCCAUCUGCAAAUCUGUGAAGAUAAAAUCACCUUGUGCGAGGCUUUGGUGUGCCCAUAAGACGAUGCCACACGUUUGUCGAUCUAAGCGCGCGCCACCUCUCGAAGGAACACCUUGUGGAGUGAAUCAGUGGUGUGUGGACCGCGUUUGUGAAGCCAUGCCAGGCCACGUCAUCGGCAACAGGAGUGAUACCAAAAGUAUUCCCGAAUGGGGCGACUGGGGAUCGUGGAGCCAAUGCAACGCUGAUUGUGGAUACGGACUGAGAACAAGGAUCAGACGGUGCUGGUAUAAAGGUUCAAUAUCAGAAAGUGCCUGCGAGGGAGCAGGCUCUCAAGUUGCCACCUGCUGGGCGGGUCAGAGCUGUGCUGCAACCAGAGAUAUAAGGACCGACGUCUGCUUCCGGCAGGCUAGUUAUCUAAUACCCCAAUUACAGGCCGAUGAAUCAAAACACUGUGAAUCCUGGUGUGUUGAUUACGGAGGUGGUGAGGCUACCAGUUUUGGAGCUUUACCCGAUGGAACACCGUGCAGCUAUGACAGACCUUAUGACCUUUGUUUUCAGGGCACAUGUAUGAAGGGUCAAUGCAACGGCAGUGACCCGGCGUGCAACUGGUGCCCAGAUGGCUACUGCAAUAACAACACACAUCUCUAUAUACGACAUCUUGGGAAAGGUUGGACUCGCCUCACUGUUAUCCCUCACGAAGCAACAAAACUAUCCGUGCACAUCGCCACACCUGUCUCUCUAAACAUUGCGAUACGUGAGCGUCGCCGAGAUAGACCAAUACUAGAACUGAGCAAACAUUCUAAACGCUUCGAUAUUGAAACCAAAGAGAACAAAUACCUGAAAUACGAUCCUAACGUACCGCAGAAUCUGCAAAUAAUAGAAGUAGAUAGCAAUGUCAUAGAUAUUAAAGAUGAGAAAUAUGGUUAUGUGGGCGAAGCUAUUGCGGCCGGAGGGUUGGUGAAGUGGAAUCAGACUGAGAAUGAAGUGUUUAUUACGUCUGAUUCGAGGCUGCAUACAGAUUUGAUGAUUAUGGCUAUACCAGAACAACCAGCAGUUACAGAACAUAUAUUAUCCGUGGAAGUGGCUGUCAACUACAGUACCCCAGCCUCUCGGACUCGCCCUAUGGAGUACAGAUGGUCAAGCGAUCGUGGCCCCUGUUCAGUGUCCUGUGGUGGUGGUGUCAGGAUGGUGAGGCCGCGUUGUAGCCGUGGUCAACAUUGCGGAGCGCCGCGCUACGAGCGUUGCAACACCCACAGUUGCUCGUUUAAAUGGGUGGGGGCUGGGUGGGAGGAGUGCAGUGCCACCUGCGGGGAUGGCGGUGUUCAAGAGAGACAGCUGUUCUGCGUGCCGGUUAACGUCAGUACAUACACACGCAGAGAGCUGAUACGACGUAGCGUUUCACCAGCGUUAUGUCCACCAACUGUCCCUGCUAAGAUACAGCCAUGCAAUCGGCUGCCUUGUCCUGUCUACUGGCAAGAGAUGCCUUGGACUCAGUGUUCAACAACAUGUGGUCGCGGUGUGUCUAUACGGCCACUAAUGUGUCCCGCAUCAGACGAGACACACUGUGGCUCAAAGCCUCGAGAGCGGCGCAGGCGCUGCCGGCUUCGAAGAUGUCCAACAAGGCCCGCUUGUCCAGCUAACGAUACAACGCAAUACUGCGAGCUCUUCACAAGAGACCAGCUAGAACGGAACUGCGUUGUACCACCAUUUAGAAAGUAUUGUUGUAACGCUUGUAGGUCAAUUGAAACUGGUUAA
Messenger RNA from Pieris macdunnoughi, 1830 nucleotides. The record is from the annotation of a GenBank genome assembly. Lineage: Eukaryota; Metazoa; Arthropoda; Insecta; Lepidoptera; Pieridae.